Physeter macrocephalus (sperm whale) is the source of this 423-nucleotide messenger RNA. Its product is annotated as GRAM domain-containing protein 4-like. Gene Ontology annotation, biological process: negative regulation of toll-like receptor 9 signaling pathway; apoptotic process. The transcript has 3 exons. NCBI's taxonomy places the organism in Eukaryota, Metazoa, Chordata, Mammalia, Artiodactyla, Physeteridae. Gene Ontology annotation, cellular component: mitochondrion. The record is from RefSeq and is a predicted model, not a curated record. The annotation marks the transcript as partial.
GCUGGUCCAGGGACCCUCAUCAUGGCUGCAGGAGUCCAGGACUUUAACCGGACAGAGUUUGAUCGCUUAAAUGAGAUCAAAGGUCACCUGGAAAUCGCCUUAUUGGAAAAACACUUCUUACAGGAGGAGCUCCGGAAGCUGCGAGAGGAAACCAACGCGGAGAUGCUGCGGCAGGAGCUGGACCGGGAGCGGCAGCGGCGGAUGGAGCUGGAGCAGAAGGUCCAGGAAGUGCUGAAGGCCAGAGCCGAGGAGCCGCCAGCUCAGCAGCCUCCGAAAGGGCAGGCCCAGGUCAAUAACGGAGCAGGUAGGCCUGGGGGACGGAGAUGCGGGUGGCGGGGGGGUGGUUCUGUUCCCGGGCGCACCUGCUCACUUCUGGGGAUCCCCUCCUGUUGGAACUGGGUUAGUGUCUCUGACUACCGGUUG